AUGGGUUCUUCAUGUAACCCCUCUUCUGUCAAUGGUUUCUACAACUUUCUUGCACAAGGACUCGAUGAGCUUCACCAAUCCUUCAUUUCCCAUAACUUCAUGUCAGUUCAAUUCCUCUCAGAGGUGCUCUCAUCUCUCCGAUCCUUUCAUUCACAGUUAACAGUUUUGGUACAAAAGCUUCGCUUACCAGGUGGAGGAAAAUGGUUGGAUGAAUACAUGGAUGAAAGCUCAAGGCUCUGGGAUGCUUGUCAUGUCAUGAAAUCUGCCAUUUCUGGAAUGGAAAAUUGCUGUUCAGCUGCCUCCACUGUUGCUUCCUCACUGGAUACCUACCAGCAUCUCACUCCAGAGAUUUCACGUCAGGUUAUCCGCUCAAUAAACAUAUACCAGAGGGAAAUUCUAGUACUGGAAGAGGAAAACAAGAGCUUAAUGGAAACAAGAAUUCAACCAUUGUCUCUGUGCCUGAACCAGAACAUCCCAAUGGAAUCAAAAUUAAACGGUUUCAGUGGGUUUCGAGGUGUUCUUCACGCAAUGAGGAGUGUAAGUUCAUUGCUUCUGCUGAUUCUUCUUUCUGGGCUCGCUUACUGCUGGUCUGCCUCCUUCUUUCAACAACGCGACACGGAAGAACACUCAGGAUUCGAAUGUGGGUUGAUGGAUUCAAUGGCUAGACUGGAGCAAAAAGUGGGAGAAGAGAUAGAACAGAACGAAGGACAAAGUGGGAUUUUGCUGUUCGAGUUUCAGCAAGCGAGGAUUGCCAUGGAGGAAUUGAAGGAAGCAUUGGAGAGAACAAGAGAGGGACGUGAAGGAUUUGAGAUUGAAGAGAAAGUUGAGAAGUUGAAGAGCUGGAUUGGGAUGUUGAGAUGUGGGGUUGAAUCCAUUGCAGGACAGACUGAUGAUUUGGUUGAUGAAAUAGUGCAAGGAAGGAAGAAGCUUUUGGACAUGUCUAGUUAUAUGUAGACUGAGACGAAGAUAACAAGGAGAAAAAAAAUUGCUUAACAAUCAUUUUUAUUUUUUUUUAUCUCAUUUAUUUGUUUUAAUUUGCUCCAUUUUCUGUUCUUUUAGUUACUAUUUCAGUUUUUUUUUAUAAAAUAUUCAUUUUCCAUUUUAUUA
Molecule: messenger RNA, 1107 nt
Organism: Prosopis cineraria
Lineage: Eukaryota; Viridiplantae; Streptophyta; Magnoliopsida; Fabales; Fabaceae
Exons: 2
Coding region: 1-954 (317 amino acids)
Source: RefSeq, a predicted model, not a curated record